CAAAAAUAAAUUAAAAAAAUUCUCAUUUUCUCAAAAAACAUACCACUACCACCAGAAAAUCACAUAACAAUGGAGUACAAUGAAAUCAUCACGAAAGGGUCUAGAGUAGAAGUAAGCAGUGACGAACCUGGCUUCGAGGGUGCAUGGUAUACUGCCACCAUAGUUGACAUAGUUGACAAAACACCCAUAAAAAACAACCACAAAAAAACACCUAAGAAAAGAUUUAACAAAAACAACACCAAAAAAACAGGGUAUAUAGUAAAAUAUGACACAUUAUAUGAAGAAGAAGAUACAAAUGAUAAUUUAUGUGAGACUGUUAAGCCUAAGUUUGUAAGACCUAUACCUCCUCCCAAUGGGGUGGUGGAUGGUGAUGACUUUAAGGUGGGUGACAUCAUAGAUGCUUACCAUAGGGAUGGAUGGUGGAUUGGGGCUAUAAAGAAAGUUUCAAUUGAUGUUGAAGAAAAUCGGAGGACAUAUUUGGUUAGCUUUGAGAACCCACCCGAGGAUGUUGAGUUUGAAAAAGAUUUGUUGAGGAUUCAUGUUGACUGGGUUGACUCUUCUUGGAAGGCCCCCCUCAAAAACAAAAAGACAUCCGAGCAUGUAUCAGUUGAUAUAAAUGUGACACAUACAGCUGAAUCCAUCAAUGAUGCUCAAUCUGGCUUUACCACGCCUUAUGAAGCAGCCAGACAAACUGCUAAGGAGAACACCAGUACCGGCUGCCUUUCUUCUCCUAGAAAGAGGAGUCGAUUACAACAAAAUAACGAAAGUAAUUCUGAAAUGAUUAAGGCAGUGGAGGGUGCAGCCCCUUAUGACUUAAGGAAAACCAAGAGUAGAAUUGAGAAUUCGGUAGGAGCAAAGUUAAGCGGUGACAGAUCCCGCGCUUCAGCAGGUAUAGGUGUCAAGAGAAAGAAAACAGUUCAGGUGCAUGUGAUGGAAAGAAGCGGAUCUCAAGCUAUGCAUCAAGAUUCCCCUAUUCUCACUGCAGAAAAUUCUGAAGCAGAGGAAGGUCAGAGCCGGCAGAGAACAAAGAAGGGAAGACUACUACUGUUGGAGGAAACUUCGAAGACAGGGGAUCACCAAACGCUUAAGAGUCCUAAUGGUUUACAAGAAGACGAAGGUCAGAGCCAGCAGAGAACAAAGAAGGGAAGACCACUACUGUUAGAGGAAACUUCCAAGACGGGGGAUGGCCAGAUGGUUAAGAAACCUAAUGGUUUACAAGAAGAAAAUCGAAAUGCAAGGAACUUGGAUUCUUCUACUUUCAAUGUAGCCACUUCUGAUAUGGAUGACAUGCCUCUAUCUAUCUGGUAUCAAGGGCUGCGUCCUCACUCAGUUUUGAAUAGGAGUCAAGCCAUUGUUAGCAAUGUUAGAACCAACAAUGAGCAACAAGUUUGGCCUUUUGUCAAACAGUCUUUCUGUUGGGCCACCAUUGAAUCUAUGGAGUUACACCAAAAGCAAAAACCACAUUUCUCCCCUCUGAAGAAAAUGAAAGAGGGUUGUCGUGAGGGUUACGCUCUAGCGCACAUAUUGACAUUUGAAAAUGUUGUUCGGGAUGUUUUGAAUUACCAGCCGAGUAAUACUAUUGAGAAGAUCAAUGACAGUCUUGAACUUUUAGAUGAGCUUGAACCUCACGGGUUUGACGUAAGUGCUGUUCGGGGUCGUUUAAACACGUUUCUGAGCUCGAAAGUCAAAGUUGGAGAAUUUAAGGAAGAGUUGAAGAAAUUUGAGAAUGACAUCGAGAUUUGCAAUGCUGAAAAAAGGGCUGCUGAUGAAGAGUUGAAUGAAUUGGAAGUGAAAAUUCGGGAAUUGCAAGAAAAGAUGGUGCGAAAUGUGAAAUUGAAGGCGCUGAAGGAUGAGGAUAUUAAGAGGUUGAAGUCAAAUGUGGAUAUCAUUGCUAAUAAAAUCACAAAAGCGGAACUUGCCAUCAAAAAAUUUGCAGCCACGCCAUUGUAAGUAAGCAUGGUCUUAGGGUUAUGUUAAUGGGAGUCGGAGGAAUCUACUUUUGAUGCCAGACUUCACCAACUAAACACAAACUUAUGUUAUUAUCAUAUCUACUAGUAUUACCAUUUUGAUGUGAAGAACUGCUGGCUUCAUUUAGUGUCCUUGUAGCUAGCUAACUGAAUAUGGACCCUUUCUCCAUCCUAAUUCUAAUGUGAAGAACUACUACUUGUUUA
Molecule: messenger RNA, 2171 nt
Organism: Erigeron canadensis
Lineage: Eukaryota; Viridiplantae; Streptophyta; Magnoliopsida; Asterales; Asteraceae
Product: DUF724 domain-containing protein 2-like
Exons: 10
Coding region: 70-1950 (626 amino acids)
Source: RefSeq, a predicted model, not a curated record